Amborella trichopoda is the source of this 2972-nucleotide messenger RNA. RefSeq names its product NagB/RpiA/CoA transferase-like superfamily protein. The record is from RefSeq and is a predicted model, not a curated record. NCBI's taxonomy places the organism in Eukaryota, Viridiplantae, Streptophyta, Magnoliopsida, Amborellales, Amborellaceae.
GUUUAUUUACGUAAUAGUCGAGGGGGUUUAUUUAUCCAUCCAAGGUUAAUGCAGUCGUUGUCGACGUUAAAACUCGAUAGCCACGGACAAGGAUCAAACGAUGAGUAUCGCUUUCUCCUUUGAACCCUAGAUAACCAUUUUAAGAAACCUCACUCUCUCUCAAUUUCAAUGGAGAAUUUCCCUUAAACCUGCGAAUUUCUCCGUUUUCCUUUUCAACGGCCAUGGAACCUCGAAAUUCUUCAAUGGAGCUUUUCCUGUUAAAUAAAACGCCUCUGAAUACCCUAGAUAACAAUUCUGUUGGAAGGAAUACCCAAAAAAGUUACAGGAACUCGUUCCGCAAACGCAUAUAGUAUAGAUUACCACCGUUCGGUAAUCCCUCCCGCUGGAAUGACUGCCUUCUCGUUUGCGUCGUAGGAAGAUUUUUUGCUGUAGCUGUAAGAGAGAAAGGAAUCAUCUUCGCCCACUAGCAAUUGCACUGGAGAAUACGAGAAGCUUUCAUGGAGCAUGUUUCUCUAAUGAAAAAGGACUUAAAACCCUAGCUAGAGAGCUUCUAUGGAUGCAAGGCGAGUAUCAAGAAUGGUGAUUGAUCCAAAAGUGAGGCAAGUAGGGUUUGUUACUCCUGGUGCAUCAUCAGAGCCCAUGAAACACAUCAUUGAGUCGUCAUCCAUGGCUUCUUCGAGUUCUGAACUCACACCAAGUGGGAAUUCUCUUUCUCCCGUUAUGAUUCCUCCUCCUAGGCAUGCUAUACCAGUUCCUGUUCCAUCUCCUCUUCGAAGGCCUUCAAUUGGUGAUAACAUGCCUUUAGGGAGCUAUAACCCCUCUGAUUCUUUACUUGGUGCUUCUCCUACGAUAUCACCCUCAAGUCGGAAUGAUGAUGAUAACCCUUAUAGUGGUAUUCCCUCUGUUGAUCUCUCUGAUGAGUUUUCGCCUCGGUGGAUUGAUAGGACGAAUUCUGGCACUAUUUCAAAUACGAAGGCUGAUGAUUUUGGGCAUAAAUUGCCUCAGCUUGCAUCUUCUUUUCCCUUUUCGAGCAAUUUGACUGCUGUGUCAAUGGUUAAAAUGCCACUGCCAAGGCGAGGAGCAGGAGAAGUGGAGACUAAUCAUUCUAUGAGUUCCAAGCCGUUGAAAGAGAAAACAUCAAAAGCCGAGAGGCGUGCUCUACAAGAGGCACAACGAGCAGCCAAGGCUGCAUCAAAAGAGACUGGUGGAGAUAAGCAAGCGGUUGCUUUUGGAGAAGGAGCUAACCCUAAUGCUAAACAGGCUAAGUCUGCAAAGCCUCCUCCACAGAAGAAAGAUGGUGCUCCAGGUGCUAGUUCUGGUGCAACCUCUGAAAAGAAAGGAGUUGAUCGUCCUCCUGAAAAGGAAAGGAAGAAAGACGUUCCUGCCCCUCGUAUGCAAUUUGAUGAUACACAGAGGGUGGAGAAGGCUAAAAGGCGUGCGCUGGUUAAACCAACUGAAACAAUGAACAGAGUCGAGUUGUUUAGACAUUUACCUCAGUAUGUUCAUGGAGCUCAGCUCCCUGCUCUUGAAUCCAAGUUUUUUGAGGUUGACCAGAUGCAUCCUCAUCCUGCUGUUUACAGGUACUUAACAGGAGAUAUAUCUGGUGGCAAUGCCCGGUGUGUUGCAAUGCUUAUGGCAUUCCAAGAGGCCAUUAAAGACUACACUAUCCCUCUGGAGAAAGUUCUUAUAAGAGAUUUAACUGCGAAAAUUAACAGCUAUGUUUCGUUUCUCAUUACAUGUAGGCCCCUUUCAAUUAGUAUGGGGAAUGCAAUUAAGUUUUUGAAAGCUCGAAUUGCCAAGUUAUCUGUGACGCUCUCAGAGUCAGAAGCAAAAGCAGCUCUUCAGUCAGAUAUCAGUCGUUUUAUAAAUGAAAAGAUAGUGCUUGCAGAUAAGGUUAUUGUUAGGCAUGCAGUAACAAAGAUAAGAGAUGGGGAUGUAUUACUUACAUAUGGAUCUUCUUGUGUCGUAGAAAUGAUACUAUGCUAUGCUCAUGAGCUUGGAAAACAGUUCCGUGUUGUGGUGGUGGACUCUCGUCCAAAGCUUGAAGGACAGGCACUACUUCGUAGAUUGUUGGCAAAGGGUCUCAGCUGUACAUACAUUCAUAUAAAUGCUAUUUCAUACAUCAUGCAUGAGGUAACUCGGGUUUUCUUGGGAGCUUCUUCAGUGUUAUCAAAUGGCACUGUUUACUCAAGGGUUGGCACUGCAUGUGUGGCAAUGGUGGCUCAUGCGUUCCAUGUUCCUGUUCUAAUUUGCUGUGAAGCAUACAAGUUCCAUGAAAGAGUGCAACUUGAUUCAAUUUGCUCCAAUGAGCUUGGGGACCCAGAUGCCUUAUCGAAGGUUCAUGGAAGGAAGGACCUGAAUCAUUUGGAGAAUUGGGCUAACAAUGAAAAGCUACAACUUUUGAAUUUGACUUAUGAUGCUACUCCCUCAGAUUACGUAUCCAUGAUUGUCACUGACUAUGGCAUGGUGCCGCCGACUAGUGUACCGGUCAUUGUGCGAGAAUAUCUAAGAGAACACUUGUUAAUAUAAGAGGCCUCUUUUGUGGGAGUCUUCUCAUUUCAAGGAACAUAUUCACGCCCAAAUUCAAAUUACGGCCCUAUAACUGCUUUUCCGUCAAUAAGAGAACUGAACUGUGGAAGUUGUAUAUCUUUGUUUAUUUCAGGGCAGCGCUUGAGGUAAAAAGGGUUGGUCAUUGGUUAUUGUACUGUGUGUGUGUGUUGUCGUAGUGGGGCAUUAGAUAUCUGAUUUGAAGAGUGGAAUUUAUUAGCCCUGUGAGGCAGUUUUGGGGAUAGUCUGCUCCUGCUGUAUUUUUCUUAUUUGAUGGUGACUUGUGUCAACGAUGUUGGGGUUCCUUGGGUUUGGUAUGUAUUAAUGCAUUCAGUUUUUAGAUAAACGAAGACAUUUCUUUGAGAGAUUGGUUAUGGAAUUUGAAAGUUGGAUUGGAAAGCCGUUUCUGCCACUUUUAGCUUUAA